This is a messenger RNA of Parnassius mnemosyne (clouded apollo), 618 nucleotides long. The record is from the annotation of a GenBank genome assembly. Lineage: Eukaryota; Metazoa; Arthropoda; Insecta; Lepidoptera; Papilionidae.
CUGCAUAACAUAACUGUAAUAAUAGAUAAUCAUAGAAAGCGGUUGACAAAUAGCAUCUUCGGCCUGGUCUUCCUGACGGCAUCAGUUUACUGUGAGCCGCCAGUCCAAGGUUAUAAUUACCACACUCCGAGCGGGUUCGGCCCUUCGAAUAGCUACUUGCCUCCGAGGACAGACUAUUCGAACCCAAGCAAUAGCUACCUACCGCCGAGUACUCACCGAUCGAUCUCCGGGCCGGACUACAACGGUCACGAACAUGGUCAUGGUGUUGACAACGAAGUGCCGAAGUCCUACGAAUUCGGUUACUCGGUGAAAGACUCGCAAUCAGGCAACGAUUACGACAGAAAGGAGACGUCCGACGGUCACGAGGUGCGCGGCGAGUACAGGGUGCACUUGCCAGAUGGACGCACACAGAUAGUGACGUACCAUGCGGACUGGCAGACAGGUUUCCACGCAGACGUGAGGUACGAGGGGGAAGCAAGGUACCCAGAGCCGGUUAACAAUUACCAUCAAGGUUAUAACUACAACGCUCCGGCAGGCUUCAGCGGCUCUUUGACUGGUUUCCAUGGCAACUCAAUAAACAAACCCUCCACAAAUUACGGACCCCCAGGGUACCACUGA